Molecule: messenger RNA, 918 nt
Organism: Geodia barretti
Lineage: Eukaryota; Metazoa; Porifera; Demospongiae; Tetractinellida; Geodiidae
Source: the annotation of a GenBank genome assembly
AUGGUCGGCGCAAAGACCGGGCUGCCGGGAAUGGAUCUCGCGAUCUUCCCCGGAAUACAGCACGCACGGGAUCAUGUACGACCGCAAGGAGAUGUUCGACACGGCGUCCGAUAUCCCGGGGCCGGAGACCGAUAUUUCGCCGAGGCGUGUCGCGAGGCGAACACCUGGGGCGUCUUCUCGCUGACCGGCGAGAAGCACCCGGAUCACCCCAACAAGAACCCCUACAACACCCUCAUCCUGAUGAACAACGAGGGCGACAUCGUCCAGAAAUACCGCAAGAUCCUGCCCUGGUGCCCGAUCGAAGGCUGGUAUCCCGGCAACAACACCUAUGUGAGCACCGGGCCCAAGGGCAUGAAGAUCAGCCUCAUCAUCUGCGAUGACGGCAACUAUCCCGAGAUCUGGCGCGACUGCGCGGUCAAGGGCGCCGAGCUGAUCGUCCGCUGCCAGGGCUACAUGUACCCGGCGAAGGACCAGCAGAUCAUGAUGGCGAAGGCGAUGGCCUGGUCCAACUGCUGCUAUGUGGCGGUCGCCAACGCCGCCGGCAACGACGGCGUCUACACCUAUUUCGGCCACUCGGCGAUCGUCGGCUUCGACGGCCGCACCCUCGGCGAGUGCGGCGAGGAGGAGUACGGCAUCCAGUACUCCCAGCUCUCCGUCUCGCAGAUCCGCGAUUCCCGUGCCAACGAUCAGGCGCAGAACCACCUAUUCAAGCUGAUGCACCGGGGCUACACGGGCGUCUAUGCCUCGGGCGACGGCGACAAGGGCGUGGCCGAGUGCCCCUUCGACUUCUACCGCACCUGGGUCGAGGACCCGCGCCGGGCGCAGCAGAUGGUCGAGGCCAUCACGCGGGAUUCGAUCGGCGUGACGGGCUGCCCCGUCGAUGGCAUCCCCCUGCCGCAGAAGAUGGCGGCGGAGUAG